Pan troglodytes (chimpanzee) is the source of this 3077-nucleotide messenger RNA. It is a transcript of the gene TLE1, whose product is annotated as TLE family member 1, transcriptional corepressor. Gene Ontology annotation, molecular function: protein binding; transcription corepressor activity. The transcript has 21 exons. Gene Ontology annotation, biological process: regulation of DNA-templated transcription; negative regulation of canonical Wnt signaling pathway. The coding region runs from base 118 to 2562 and encodes 814 amino acids. Gene Ontology annotation, cellular component: nucleus; transcription regulator complex. Lineage: Eukaryota; Metazoa; Chordata; Mammalia; Primates; Hominidae. The record is from RefSeq and is a predicted model, not a curated record.
GCGCGCUCCCCGCUUCUGCUUGGCUUUCCGGCUUAAUUUUCCUCGGCGGGAUUAAAGUUGGAAAUUGACCGGAGAAUUGAGUUGCCGGGGAACAGAGCCCCGGCCGCCGCCAGAGCGAUGUUCCCGCAGAGCCGGCACCCGACGCCGCACCAGGCUGCAGGCCAGCCCUUCAAGUUCACUAUCCCGGAGUCCCUGGACCGGAUUAAAGAGGAAUUCCAGUUCCUGCAGGCGCAGUAUCACAGCCUUAAAUUGGAAUGUGAGAAACUGGCAAGUGAAAAGACAGAAAUGCAGAGGCACUAUGUGAUGUAUUAUGAAAUGUCAUAUGGAUUAAACAUUGAAAUGCACAAACAGACUGAAAUCGCCAAGAGAUUGAAUACGAUUUGUGCACAAGUCAUCCCAUUUCUGUCUCAGGAACAUCAACAACAGGUGGCCCAGGCUGUCGAACGUGCCAAACAGGUGACCAUGGCAGAGUUGAAUGCCAUCAUCGGGGUACGUGGCCUACCAGGUCUACCUCCUACACAGCAGCAGUUGCAAGCUCAGCAUCUUUCUCAUGGCCACGGACCCCCAGUUCCCCUUACGCCUCACCCUUCGGGACUUCAGCCUCCUGGAAUCCCGCCCCUCGGGGGCAGUGCCGGCCUUCUUGCGCUGUCUAGUGCUCUGAGUGGGCAGUCUCACUUGGCAAUAAAAGAUGACAAGAAGCACCACGAUGCAGAGCACCACAGAGACAGAGAGCCGGGCACAAGUAAUUCCCUCCUGGUCCCAGACAGUCUAAGAGGCACAGAUAAACGCAGAAAUGGACCUGAAUUUUCCAAUGACAUCAAGAAAAGGAAGGUGGAUGAUAAGGACUCCAGCCACUAUGACAGUGAUGGUGACAAAAGCGAUGACAACUUAGUUGUGGAUGUGUCUAAUGAGGACCCUUCUUCUCCGCGAGCAAGCCCUGCCCACUCGCCUCGGGAAAAUGGAAUCGACAAAAAUCGCCUGCUAAAGAAGGAUGCUUCUAGCAGUCCAGCUUCCACGGCCUCCUCAGCAAGUUCCACUUCUUUGAAAUCCAAAGAAAUGAGCUUGCAUGAAAAAGCCAGCACGCCUGUUCUGAAAUCCAGCACACCAACGCCUCGGAGCGACAUGCCAACGCCGGGCACCAGCGCCACUCCAGGCCUCCGUCCAGGUCUCGGCAAGCCUCCAGCCAUAGACCCCCUCGUUAACCAAGCGGGAUUGGAUUUUCAUUUGGAAUUGGUACCAGGGAAUGGAAAGUUCGGACUGAAAGAGAAAUCUUGGAUUUUAUCGAGAAAAUCUUCUUUUGAGAUUAAGUCAGCAGCUGGCUUGAGGACACCCCUGGCAGUGCCCGGCCCAUACCCUGCUCCUUUUGGGAUGGUCCCCCACGCUGGCAUGAACGGCGAGCUGACCAGCCCAGGCGCUGCCUACGCCAGUUUACACAACAUGUCGCCCCAGAUGAGCGCCGCAGCCGCCGCGGCCGCCGUGGUGGCCUACGGGCGCUCCCCCAUGGUGGGGUUUGAUCCUCCCCCUCACAUGAGAGUACCUACCAUUCCUCCAAACCUGGCAGGAAUCCCUGGGGGGAAACCUGCAUACUCCUUCCACGUUACUGCAGACGGUCAGAUGCAGCCUGUCCCUUUUCCCCCCGACGCCCUCAUCGGACCCGGAAUCCCCCGGCAUGCUCGCCAGAUCAACACCCUCAACCACGGGGAGGUGGUGUGUGCUGUGACCAUCAGCAACCCCACGAGACACGUGUACACAGGCGGGAAGGGCUGCGUCAAGGUCUGGGACAUCAGCCACCCUGGCAAUAAGAGCCCUGUCUCCCAGCUCGACUGUCUGAACAGAGACAAUUAUAUCCGUUCCUGUAAAUUGCUACCCGAUGGCUGCACUCUCAUAGUGGGAGGGGAAGCCAGUACUUUGUCCAUUUGGGACCUGGCGGCUCCAACCCCGCGCAUCAAGGCGGAGCUGACGUCCUCGGCCCCCGCCUGCUACGCCCUGGCCAUCAGCCCCGAUUCCAAGGUCUGCUUCUCAUGCUGCAGCGACGGCAACAUCGCUGUGUGGGAUCUGCACAACCAGACACUAGUGAGGCAAUUCCAGGGCCACACAGACGGAGCCAGCUGUAUUGACAUUUCUAAUGAUGGCACCAAGCUCUGGACGGGUGGUUUGGACAACACAGUCAGGUCCUGGGACCUGCGCGAGGGGCGGCAGCUGCAGCAGCACGACUUCACCUCCCAGAUCUUCUCCCUGGGGUACUGCCCCACCGGGGAGUGGCUGGCGGUGGGCAUGGAGAGCAGCAAUGUGGAGGUGCUGCACGUGAACAAGCCUGACAAGUACCAGCUGCACCUGCACGAGAGCUGCGUGCUGUCCCUGAAAUUUGCUUACUGUGGUAAAUGGUUUGUGAGUACUGGAAAAGAUAACCUCCUCAAUGCUUGGCGGACCCCCUAUGGAGCCAGCAUAUUCCAGUCCAAAGAGUCCUCGUCAGUGCUUAGCUGUGACAUCUCUGUGGAUGAUAAGUACAUAGUCACUGGCUCGGGGGACAAGAAGGCUACAGUCUAUGAAGUCAUCUACUGAAAACAUUAUGUGGUUUAACGUUUAUAGUUGAAUUGGGCCAAAAUGUUUCGAAUUUAUAGAAAUAGAAAAGUUGUAACUUUAAAAGAGAAAAAAAAUUACAAACACCUGUUUCCAAACCUUGACACAAAACUACUUUGAGUCUACAAAGAGGAGGCGACAAGUCCAUCAGCAGAAAGUCACCUGUCUACAUAGACCAAAUGGAGCACCAAGGCCAAGCGGACAGAGGGGCCAUGGGUUGUAGGAUUGAGGAACGGAAUCUGCCGACUCACAUGACAGCCCAUUCUUUCUUUCUGGGUGAUCUGGGGAUCACGCCUUGCCCAAGUGUGAGAUUACCUUUCUGUUCCUUGCAGUUCACCUCACUUUCCGUCCUUUGUAGAGCAGUGGUGUCUCCAAUGAACUUGUUUCCUGGUUUUGCAUCUUGUGAAAUGUUUUUUUGUAUUUUUGUUGAAGGUUAAACAUUUGUAUAAAUUGUAAAUAUAUUUGGUUUAUUACAGUAAAGGCUUUAGUACCAAUAA